This is a messenger RNA of Clarias gariepinus (North African catfish), 2312 nucleotides long. Its product is annotated as IQ calmodulin-binding motif-containing protein 1-like. The record is from RefSeq and is a predicted model, not a curated record. Lineage: Eukaryota; Metazoa; Chordata; Actinopteri; Siluriformes; Clariidae. The transcript has 13 exons. Gene Ontology annotation, biological process: cilium assembly. Bases 154 to 1929 code for a protein of 591 amino acids. Gene Ontology annotation, molecular function: calmodulin binding. Gene Ontology annotation, cellular component: cilium.
GGUUUGAACUCGGCUAUGAAACGUCGUUUUAUUUAAUGAGCUUGGGUUUUAGUUAUGUUAAAUGAAUAAUAAGCAAGGUCUAAAUGAAGUGUAAGUCGUAUCUAGGUCAUACGUUAUAUAAAUUCCAUAUAAUUAAACGCGAGACAAACAAACAUGGUGCUGUCAGAAGAAGAAGAGCUGAAAAGCCUCGUCACUGAAACAGCACAAGAGACCUUUCUGGAAGUUUUGUCAAAGCUGAAAGAGCUUUUAGGCAGGAAGUCUGUGGGAGACCAGAAGGAUUUAGAGAAAUGCAAGCAGGAGCUUUACUCUAACAGAGUCCUGCACUACUGCUCUGCUGCUCUCAGACUCAAUCCAGCCCAAACCACAGGAAGUUAUUCUUCCAUCACACAAAUGGCAGACCUCCUCAGCACAUGCUGUGUAGGGAUCGGCUCUGUGACAGAGCGAGAAGUGUUUCACCGUCAGUUUCUUCCAUCUGUAACUGAGAACAUCCUCUUCCUCGCAAACCGCAUCAUGAACAGAGCAAUAAGGGAUAAAGGACAAGCCGAGAUGAUCCGUCUGUUCCGGAACGUCUUUAAUUCUCUCAGCUGGCUUCUCAGAGCUCACACUCAUCUAAUCCCCCGUGUUUUCGAUUCCAAAUAUUACGAGAGCGUGCAGAUGAGUGAUGAUGACGAGGUCUCGGCAGUUAUAUUAAUGAUGUGGUACAAUCUGUUCAGGACUAACAGUGAAGUCGUGUCUGAGAUGACAAGUAAAGCCUUGUACAGCAUCACAGAUGACGUCGUGUAUAAAAUGUCAAGCAGCUCCAACCCUGUGAUUGGCAGCGCUGCUGUAAAGAUUUUGCUGUUGAUCACAGAGCAGAAGAGUCCCUCUGUGUCAAUGCAGCUUCAUGAACACUACAAAGGGCUGGAUGAUAUGGUGCAGAAGGACUGGUGGGGUAAGGGCUUCGACGCAGCACUCAGGCAGCUCAUCCAUCACCUGCACUCUGAAGAUUCUGAUAAACACACUCAGCACACGUCUGAGGAGAGGGUUCGAGCCGCCUGUGUGAUCCAGGCUGCAUGGAGAGCUCAUCAGACCCGGCGCAGGUUGAAGAAACUUCCCAGAGCCGUGAGCACGUUACAGCGGAGCUUCAGAGAAAGGAGACGCCAGAGGCAGGCGGAGACAGAGAAACGUCUCGCAGAGGAAGAACUCCGUCAUCAAGUGCGUCUGCGCAGACAGAGAGCGAUUCGGGAGUUCCGUCAGCGGCAGCUUCAUCUGAUGGACAUCCUGCCUGCCGAGCACUUGAACCGCUUCCUGGGUGAGCUGGAGAACAGAGCAGCUCUGCUUAUCCAGAGAGUGUGGAGAGGACACCGAGAGAGACAGCGAUUCGAGCAGAACAGAUAUCAUCUCAGACAGCACAAAGCUGCGGUGACUCUGCAGAGAGCGAUUCUGGCGUUCCUAAAGAGACGACGAUCUCAGAGGAACUUUGUAGCAACGUGGAAAAGCCCUAAAGGCCUAACCGAGAGCAGAAGGGCAGAACUGAAGAAACAGAUCGAAGAUCACAUCACUCUUCACCCCUCCUCCGUGGUGUCAGCAGAGGGUACUCUAGCGCUCCAUGAGAAAGCUCAGAGCGCCCUGCAGCAGCACCUGAUGACGAGAGCUGCAGCCAGGGCUCAGGACCAACACCGGGAAGCUCUCGUUGCGCAGAUCAACACGGACAUGGAGCUCCUGCUAAAUGCUGCCUCAUUAAAAGAUAUCCGUGAGGAAGACUCUCGCCUCUUCCUGAGCCGCUCAGCUCCGGUAGCCAUGCGUGCCCGGCAAGCCCACAAUGCCGUGCUUCAGAGCAUGCACCUACCCUGGUGGAAGAGGCUCGGAGACAAGUUUUGCAGUCCGGAGUCAAUUUCACAGAAAGACUACGACGUAGAGUUCGAGUCUUUGUAUCUGGGCGGAAGGUGAUGAUUGAUUGUAAUGUGUACAGUAUCAGAUUUACACUUGCUGUUUUAAUGCUUUUUUUUCUUUCUUUUUUAUUGUUUAUUCCUGAGCUUUGUCACUCUCCACUAAUCCUAGAAGUGAUUUGUUGUUUUGUUUGUAAAAAGAUAAUAACAUUUUCUACAAAAACAAUAUUAAGUGUCUACACACUUUACACUUCUGCUGUUUAGAUAUCUCGUUUUUGAAUUAAUUUUUUUUUUUUUUUUGGCCCAAACACAUUUCAAUAAAAGUUAUUAACAGUCUGUGAGAAGACGAGAGAGGAUAUCACGUUCAUUUCCCACCCUGUUAUUUUCCACAUCUCUUACUCUAUCUCAGGUGUAUAAUUGAAUCCUGGACCUUGGCUCUAAACC